AUCUGCAGGUUUAAUGAGCGGUUCGGGAUGGUGACGUCAGCCCUGGGAGAGGAGCCGCGGCACGAGCGGGGGAGGUCGGGAGGUGACCAUCAGCGCGAAAGCACAACUCGCAAGCUCGUGAGCUCCAGCGGUCUGAUCGGCGUCCACGUCAUCGAUCCGUGACGAGUUCGUCCUUCGGACGGUCGAGAUCGUCGCUGGAGUCGGAGCUGAGUAGGAAGGAGGAGACAUGAAGGGAGCUGCGGCGGCGGCGGCGGAGGAGGAGAAGAGGGAGAUGGAGGUGGGGAAGAAGAGGAAGGAGGAGGAGAUCAAAGCAGUCAACGGCAAGGCCGAGGUGUAUGAAGUCGACGACGACGAUGACGAAGAGGAGGAGAACGAGGAUUCGGAUGAGAUCGUGGAGCUGAAGGAUGACGACGAAGAUGGCGGCGAUGACGAUGAUGAGGAAGAUGGUGGUGACGAUGAUGAGGGAGACAACGACGACGACGACGACGACGUGGAGGAGGUCACUCCGCAGGAGUAUCACCGCCAAGUGCAGGCGGCAGCGGACGAUGACGAUGAGGAAGAGGAAGAAGAAGGCGGGGACGGCGGUGAUGGAGACGACGACGACGACGACGACGAUGACGACGACGACGACGAAGAUGCGGAGGAAGAAGAGGAAGAACUAGGAACCGAAUACCUUGCACAACCAGUAGUUCGUGCAGAGGGCCAAGAAGAUGCAAGCGACUUCGAAGCUGGCGAAGAAACCGACGACGACAUCGGAGACGCAGAUGGCACUCGGGGUAAUGGCGGGGGCCAUUCGACGAGGGACGAGAUGUCGUCGAAGCGGAAGAGAACAGCUAAAGAUGAUUCGGAUGACGACGACGACGACGACGACGACGACGGCGAUGACGAUGAUGAGAGGCCACCUAAGCGAUAGUGCCUGGUGAUCAUCUUGCCUCCCCAGUUCGACUGUUGCUUGUUAAUGGACCGGAGACUGAGAUGGCCAGGUUGGGGAUAAGAUCUAAGCCACGAUGAAUCCGGUUGCUGUGUUUGAAAAUUGCAUUAGGACUUGUAAGGAACUUUAAUGUGAAGGUAAUGGGUGACUGUUCCUCCACAAAAACCACAUCUCCCAUGCAUGGUUUCUUUGGAUCUGUAGUGUAAUCAGAUGGUUUCUUGCAAUUUGGUUUGAUACAUCACUAUGAAGUGUAAGGUGUUUAAUAUU
Messenger RNA from Musa acuminata subsp. malaccensis (wild Malaysian banana), 1198 nucleotides. RefSeq lists its product as uncharacterized. NCBI's taxonomy places the organism in Eukaryota, Viridiplantae, Streptophyta, Magnoliopsida, Zingiberales, Musaceae. The record is from RefSeq and is a predicted model, not a curated record.